AUGGCGGAAGAAGUUUACGACGGUGCCAUUGGCAUCGAUCUUGGUAAAGCCCCUGUGCCCCUCCCGCGCUGGCUACGCACCACUUACUCUUGCGUUGCCGUCUAUGAGGGCACCAAUGUCGAGAUCAUCGCCAACGAGCAGGGUAACUUCACUACGCCGUCGUUCGUCUCGUUCACCGAGAAUGAACGGUUGAUUGGCGAGGCUGCCAAGAACCAGGCCGCCAUGAACCCGGCCAACACCAUCUUCGAUGUUAAGCGCCUUAUCGGCCGCCGCUUCGACGACCCUACGGUCAAGAAGGAUAUGGAGUCGUGGCCCUUCAAAGUCGUUGAUGACAAUGGCAACCCCAAGGUCGAGGUUCAGUAUCUGGGUCAGACCCACACCUUCUCUCCCCAGGAGAUCUCUGCCAUGGUUCUCACCAAGAUGAAGGAGAUUGCUGAGACCAAGCUCGGCAAGAAGGUCGAGAAGGCCGUUAUCACCGUCCCAGCCUACUUCAACGACAAUCAGCGCCAGGCUACCAAAGAUGCUGGUGCCAUCGCUGGCCUGAAUGUCCUCCGUAUCAUCAACGAGCCGACAGCUGCCGCCAUUGCCUACGGUCUUGGCUCUGGCAAGUCGGACAAGGAGCGCAACGUUCUCAUCUAUGAUCUUGGUGGUGGUACUUUCGAUGUUUCGCUCCUCAACAUCCAGGGCGGUGUCUUCACCGUUAAAGCUACUGCUGGUGAUACUCACCUUGGUGGUCAGGACUUUGAUACCAACCUGCUUGAGUACUGCAAGAAGGAGUUUACCCGGAAGACCAAGAAGGAUCUUUCCGGCGACGCUCGCGCUCUCCGGAGGCUGCGCACUGCUUGCGAGCGUGCCAAGCGCACUUUGUCCAGCGGCGCUCAGACUACCAUCGAGAUUGAUUCUCUCUUCGAUGGUGAGGACUUCAACAUUCAGAUUACUCGUGCCCGUUUCGAAGAUCUGAACGCCAAGGCUUUCGCUGGUACCCUUGAGCCUGUUGCUCAGGUCCUCAAGGACGCUGGUAUUGAGAAGCACCAGGUUGACGAGAUCGUCCUUGUUGGUGGCUCGACUCGUAUCCCCCGCAUCCAGAAGCUCCUCAGCGAGUUUUUUGACGGCAAGAAGCUCGAGAAAAGCAUUAACCCAGAUGAAGCCGUUGCCUACGGUGCCGCCGUCCAGGCUGGUAUCCUUUCCGGCAAGGCCACUUCUGCUGAUACCUCGGACCUCCUCCUCUUGGACGUCGUCCCUCUUUCCCUUGGUGUCGCUAUGGAGGGCAACAUCUUCGCCCCUGUUGUUCCUCGUGGCCAAACCGUUCCUACAAUCAAGAAGCGGACCUUCACCACCGUUGCUGACAACCAGCAGACCGUUCAGUUCCCUGUUUACCAGGGUGAGCGUGUCAACUGUGAGGACAACACACUCCUGGGUGAAUUCACUCUUGCUCCCAUUCCUCCCAUGAAGGCUGGCGAGCCCGUCCUCGAGGUUGUCUUCGAGGUCGAUGUCAACGGCAUUCUCAAGGUCACUGCCACCGAGAAGACCUCCGGCCGCAGUGCUAACAUCACUAUUGCCAACUCGGUUGGUAAGCUCUCGACGGACGAGAUCGAGAAGAUGAUCAGCGAUGCCGAAAAGUUCAAGAGCAAGGACGAGGCCUUCAGCAAGCGCUUCGAGGCCAAGCAGCAGCUCGAGUCGUACAUCUCCCGUGUUGAGGAGAUCAUUUCGGACCCGACUCUGUCGCUGAAGCUCAAGCGCGGUCAGAAGGACAAGAUUGAGCAGGCUCUCAGCGAGGCCAUGGCUCAGCUUGAGAUCGAGGAUUCGACCGCCGACGAGCUCAAGAAGAAGGAGCUGGCUCUCAAGCGUCUGGUCACCAAGGCUAUGGCCUCUCGUUAA
Molecule: messenger RNA, 1878 nt
Organism: Thermochaetoides thermophila DSM 1495
Lineage: Eukaryota; Fungi; Ascomycota; Sordariomycetes; Sordariales; Chaetomiaceae
Exons: 5
Coding region: 1-1878 (625 amino acids)
Biological process (GO): cellular response to unfolded protein; protein refolding; vesicle-mediated transport
Cellular component (GO): plasma membrane; nucleus; cytoplasm
Molecular function (GO): ATP-dependent protein folding chaperone; heat shock protein binding; ATP hydrolysis activity
Source: RefSeq, a predicted model, not a curated record